This is a messenger RNA of Symbiodinium sp. CCMP2592, 2441 nucleotides long. The record is from the annotation of a GenBank genome assembly. NCBI's taxonomy places the organism in Eukaryota, Dinophyceae, Suessiales, Symbiodiniaceae.
GACUCGCCUGGACAUGCAGUCUGCUUCACCUGUGUAACGAUGAGGAAGGCGUCGAGAUCCCCGUGUCCUUUAAGCGGAAUAGCCUUGUUGUGGAUGCGCAGGUGUUUGCAAUGCAAGAGCAAGGGAUUCAGGAGUAUGAGGCCAAGGUCCAGGCCGUAUAUCGGCCGCGCAUCGUUGUUCAGAUAACCUUCAACAUCCACUCCCAGGGCCCCGAGUGGAGCUUGCUUGAGUGCGGUGAUCCAUGCCUCUUGACCAGGGGCAAGGCUCGGCAUGAUCCGUCAGAUGUGGUAGGAGCUGUCUCGGACUUGAUAAACCUAGCUGAGCCGAUUGUUCCGGCCACUGAUGUAGACAUUCCCAUCUUCACUGUGAUGCACCGCAACAAGGGCAACGAGCCAGAUCGUUACGGCGUGGAGUUCAUAGAGGCCAGUCUUCAGCAGAGUUCAGGCAGUGCGGAUCCCGUGGCGAGUGCAUUCUUUGGCCCUGACCCUGUGAGCGAAGAUGAGGUGAUUGAUCUACCAGAUGGAAUUGAUCUAGGUGCUGGUGUCGAGCUGCCAGGUGUGGAUGUGUUUGAUGCUGAUGGCGGCGAUGCGGUCCCAGCUCCAGGACCUGUGAUGCUGGCAGGAAAUUCGGAUGAGCACGUAGAUGUGGAGGGGUUCGAAGAACAUCCUCUACAGGAGAUUGGUUGCGCACUCAAAGAAGAGAGGGAGAGCCAGUGGCUGAACAGCCAACAGAUGAGCAACGAGCUGAGCAUGAACUCACCCACGUGCCUUUCAAUAAAUGGUGAUCUUGAGUUUAUGACCAAGAAGCCGGCUGACAAGGACCUCCUCACGAUUCUCGUUGUUGUGGACAAAAGUACCGGCAUGUGCAGGGCCAUUCCGCUGCCAUCGAAGGGCGAUGGGUCGCUCGUGCACGGAAUCAGGGAUUUGGGGACAACGCUCCUGGCACAAUUGAAAUCCAAGUCAGGGGCUGAGCUUCGAAAUGAUGAUGACCUGGUGGGAUGGGCGUUCGUGAACGCCUCGAUGUUGCACAACGUCUUUGCUGUUCAUGCUGGUACCGCACCAUACGAGCAAGCUCCCAACAUGGCCUAUCGGGGAAAUUUUGCAUGCUUCGGUGAGGUAGUCUUAUUUACCUUGAAUCAGAAACCCGUCAGAAAGGGGAAGCCGAAGUUUGUGAAAGGCGUGUGGUGGGGGAAGACGCUGAAUAACGAUCUGAAUGUGUGUGGGACAGCGCUGGGCAUCUACAUGUCAGGAACAAUCCGGAGGAUGGCUCCAGAUCAGCGGUGGAGCAAGCACAUGAUCAAGGAGUUCAGCGGUAAGACGUAUAGAUUCUCGCCGAGUACCUUUGGCAAAGUCAUGAUUCCGGGCAUCAAGGAGAUGCGGAAGCCGGAAGCGAUUCAGGUGAUGUCUGCGCCUUACCCGUUGCCAGCUCCUGACAAGAAGGCGGAACCACCAGGAGAUGAAGCAGGCGUGAAUGGUGCUGAAGGUGAUGGAGAUCAGCGUAGUGCGACGGAGCUUGAGGCCAACCGCGGUGAGAAGCGUGAAGCCGCACCAUUGCCGGAUGCAGGUGGAAAGAGUUCGAAGAGUCCAGCAGUGAUGGUGGAAGGAGAAGAAUUGUACGUGCUAGACGAACCUCUAGAUCGUGAUUUUCCCGUCGACGAGGAGAUGAACUCCUACUCUGAAGACGACGACGUCGAGGACUAUGGAGAAUCGUGGCACGGAGAGGUGCUGCAAGCGUUGAUGGUGUCCUGGAGCUCGUGGAAGCUUCAAGCGUUCGACGUGAAGGACGCAUUUCCCACAGUCAAGCAGCGCAGUGAGCUGUAUGUUCUUCUGGACGGAGUUCCAUUCAGGGUGCUUCGGUGUUUGCCAGGACAGCAAGCGGCCUCAGCAUGGUGGUCAGAGCAGUUGACCGAGGAUUUGGAGGAGGCCGGUCUCGGAUGUGGCGUUGAUGUAGGUGAGUCGGUUAAGUUCUUGAAGAAGGAGUUUGUGAUAACUGACUUGGGUGUUGAGAUCAGGGUGAGUGGCCGGUACUUGGAGAAGAUUUUCGGCAUUCUUGACAUCAAGAGGCCUAGAGCUAGGAAAACCCCGUGUUCAAUGGAGAUCACCCAGCUUGACUACUCGGAGGACUGUGAUGGUGAAAUGGCGGCGAAGUAUGGUGGGGCCAUAGGCGGUUUCCUUUAUUCUUCACCGGAUCGUCCCGAUUGUCAGUGGACCAUCGCGCACCUCGCGAGGGCGAUGAGUCGUCCUACGGUGAAGAUGUUCAAGCAUGCAAUCCACUUAGCAGAGUACAUGAUGAGCACGAAGGAUGCAUGCCAGCUUUUCCGUUGGACGUAUCCCAGAAGGUCAUGCCUAUAUGAUCGAGUUCUUUCGCGAAGCGAGGCCAGGGCUCUUCGGGAGCGACUCCGGUGUCUUGCAAAAGAGAUGCUGGUUCGCGGAUGCCUGUGA